AUGCUCUUGAAUCAGAUAUUGUCCCCUGCAGAGAAUGAGAUUUCAACGCCAGACCCUAAAAACGAAAGAUUGUCAGAUAUAGAUGAACCAAUACAUGUAGAGGAGGAAUCGGAAGAGAUUUCUCAAGUACUCACAGAAGAUGUUAAUUAUAUUAGUGAAAUAAAUGAGGAACAAGUCGAGAUCGAAGUGAGUCGUGGAUUGUGUGCGAACGUAGUAUUAGGUCAAGAAUCAAAAUGUCCACAGCGUAAUGCUCCAGCUAAACGUGCAGAUUGCAGAACAAUAUUUGCAAAGAGAAUGAAGGUUUUAGAUACUCCAGAAAGCUUUUUGGAAUUUGUUAGUAUUUAUCGAAAACCAAUUAAAGAUAUUGCCUUCCACAGAAGUGAUACUCUGGUUCUAACGGCUUCCAUGGAUCGAUCAAUAAAAUUAACAAAUAUUUUAAGUAAUAGCAAUAUUCAAUCAUACACAUUACCAUUCGAAGCCUGGAGUUGUGUUUGGAGCAAGGAUGAUCCCACUGAAUUUUUCUGCUGUUGUUUAUACGAAAUGAAAAAAGAAUUAGAUUACAAGCUUCAUCCAUUAUCGUUAGAAGGCAGUUUCAUUUCAAUCAGAUAUGGACCAGGAACUGAUCACGUACUAGUGUCUAAAUGUCUGUCUGGAAAGCAUGCAUCAUAUGCUGUGUGGAUUACCAUUGAUGCAAAUAGAAGUGAUUAAGAU
Molecule: messenger RNA, 711 nt
Organism: Centruroides sculpturatus (bark scorpion)
Lineage: Eukaryota; Metazoa; Arthropoda; Arachnida; Scorpiones; Buthidae
Product: E3 ubiquitin-protein ligase RFWD3-like
Exons: 4
Coding region: 1-708 (235 amino acids)
Biological process (GO): protein ubiquitination; interstrand cross-link repair
Cellular component (GO): nucleus
Molecular function (GO): protein binding; ubiquitin protein ligase activity
Source: RefSeq, a predicted model, not a curated record